Messenger RNA from Castor canadensis (American beaver), 3384 nucleotides. It is a transcript of the gene C2cd2l, whose product is annotated as C2CD2 like. The record is from RefSeq and is a predicted model, not a curated record. Gene Ontology annotation, cellular component: cytoplasmic side of apical plasma membrane. NCBI's taxonomy places the organism in Eukaryota, Metazoa, Chordata, Mammalia, Rodentia, Castoridae. Gene Ontology annotation, biological process: positive regulation of insulin secretion involved in cellular response to glucose stimulus. Gene Ontology annotation, molecular function: phosphatidylinositol transfer activity; phosphatidylinositol binding.
GUCAGUGUCAGCUUUGCGCACGCAGCUCUCCCUCCCGGAGCCGGUACCGGCCCGCGAGCCCCGGCGUCUCUGCAGAUCAGUCCCCGCCCGGGUCCGGCGGGGCCCGUGCGGCGCCGUGGGAGGAGUCGACCGCUGGCUGGCGACUAGCUGAGGUCGGACUGCUGAACCUAGCGACCAGGACCCCCGGCUACCGAGACAGAGCCCCAGCGACGCGACCCCGGAGGACCUCUUCUAGAUCGGUGGCACCUACUAGUCGCAGGCAGUCGGCCCCGGAGAACCCCCGAGCCCGCGCUCCUAGCCCCGGGGGAGCCCGCCCCCGCCCCGCGGCCCGCCCGGGCCAUGCUCCCCCGGGGCAGCGGCUGAGCCCGAGCUCCGACCGGGACCGGAGCCCGCACGGAGCAUGGAUCCCGGCUGGGGGCAGCGGGACGUGGGCUGGGCGGCCCUGCUGGUCCUCUUCGCCGCCUCGCUGCUCACGGUAUUGGGCUGGCUGCUGCAGUAUGCCCGGGGUUUGUGGCUGGCGCGGGCCCGCGGAGGCCGGGGCCCGGGACCCGCCUUAGCCGCGGAGUCCGGGGGUUCCCUCCGGGAGCUGGGCGUGUGGCGCUCGCUGCUGCGGCUGCGGGCGAGUCGGGCUGGCGUCCCCGAGGAGCCAGGCGUCCGGGGCCUCCUGGCGUCGCUCUUUGCCUUCAAGUCGUUCCGGGAGAACUGGCAACGGGCUUGGGUUCGAGCCCUGAACGAGCAGGCCUGCAGGGACGGGAGCUCCAUCCAGAUUGCCUUUGAGGAGGUGCCCCAACUCCCACCCAGAGCCAGCAUUAGUCAUGUGACCUGCAUAGACCAAUCAGAGUGCACCAUGGUGCUGCACUGCCAGCUCUCUGCUGAGGAGAUGCAUUUCCCAGUCUCUGUGACCCAGCAGUCUCCCGCUGCAGUCUCCAUGGAGACCUACCACGUCACUCUGACACUGCCACCAACACAGUUGGAAGUCAGCCUGGAGGAAAUCCCCGACGAGGGGCUGCUAGUGUCCUGGGCCUUCACUGAUCGCCCAGAUCUCAGCCUAACGGUGCUUCCCAAGUUGCAGGCCAGGGAGAGAAGCGAGGAACAAGUAGAGCUCUCGACAAUUGAGGAACUGAUCAAGGAUGCCAUAGUCAGCACUCAGCCAGCCAUGAUGGUCAACCUCAGGGCCUGCUCUGCCCCAGGAGGCGUGGUAUCCAGUGAGAAACCACCCAUGAUGCCCCAGGCCCAGCCAGCCAUCCCUAGACCUACUCGGUUAUUCCUCCGGCAGCUACGAGCAUCUCACCUAGGAAAUGAGCUGAGAGGCACUGAGGAACUGUGCUGUGUAGCUGAGCUUGACAACCCCAUGCAACAGAAGUGGACCAAGCCCAUGAGGGCUGGUUCUGAGGUGGAAUGGACAGAGGAUCUGGCACUGGAUCUGGGACCCCAGAGCCGAGAGCUGGCCAUCAAAGUGCUCAGGAGCAGCAGCUGUGGAGACACUGAGCUCCUUGGCCAAGCCAUACUGCCCGUGGGUUCCCCCUCCAGACCACUGUCUCGAAGACAGGUGUGCCCACUCACUCCAGGGCCAGGGAAAGCCCUGGGUCCAGCAGCCACCAUAGCAGUAGAGCUGCAGUACGAGGAGGGCUCCCCCCGGAACCUGGGCACACCCACUCCCUCCACCCCACGCCCCAGCAUCACACCUACCAAGAAGAUUGAGUUGGAUCGGACCAUCAUGCCUGAUGGCACCAUUGUCACCACUGUCACCACCGUCCAGUCCCGGCCCCGUGUAGAUGGCAAAUUAGACUCCCCCUCCCGCUCCCCGUCCAAGGUGGAGGUGACUGAGAAGAUGACAACUGUGCUGAGUGAGAGUAGCGGCCCCAGCAAUGCCUCCCACAGCAGCAGCCCAGGGGAGAGCCACCUUUCGAACGGCUUGGACCCAGUAGCAGAGACAGCGAUUCGCCAGCUGACUGAGCCCAGUGGGCGGGCAGCGAAAAAGACACCCAGCAAGCGCAGCACCCUCAUCAUCUCUGGUGUUUCCAAGGUGCCCAUUGCUCAGGACGAGAUGGCCCUGUCCCUGGGCUAUGCAGCAUCCUUGGGAGCCUCAAUGCAGGAUGAUGCGGGGACCAGCGGAGGUCCAUCUUCACCCCCCUCAGACCCUUCAGCCACGUCCCCAGGACCCCUAGAUGCCCUCUCCAGUCCGAGUGUCCAGGAGGCAGAUGAGACAACACGUUCAGACAUUUCUGAAAGGCCGUCUGUGGAUGAUGUCGAGUCAGAAACAGGGUCUACUGGAGCCCUGGAGACUCGCAGCCUCAAGGAUCACAAAGUGAGUUUCCUGCGCAGUGGCACUAAGCUGAUCUUCCGCCGGAGGCCUCGCCAGAAGGAAGCUGGUCUGAGCCAAUCACACGAUGACCUCUCCAACACGACAGCCACACCCAGUGUCCGCAAAAAGGCUGGCAGCUUUUCUCGCCGCCUUAUCAAACGUUUUUCCUUCAAAUCCAAACCCAAGGCCAAUGGCAGCCCCAGCCCCCAGCUUUGAGGGUUCUCCUCACCUCCUGAGCUAGGAGAGGGCAAGAGUUCUCUCAGCCCAUUCCCCACAUCCCUUUCUGUACCUCUCCCUGGAUUCCCAAUGCUAGGGCUAGGAAAGCCCUUGGGUUCUAGGAAGCCCCAUCCACCCUGGGGUGUGGGGCCAGCUGGAAGGGUAUCUGCAGUGGGAAGCACUGAGAGGUGGGCACCUGUUGCUGUGGACAUAGAAGAGAGUUGGUGGCUGGGGUGAGAGGUGGGCUCUGUCUUGGCACAUGUGGACAUUCCUCAGAAGCAUUUGCCCUCUGCUGACACCAGCCCUCUGAGGAGUCCCAGGGUGCUUGGCUCCUCAGCAGAUCUUUCCUCCCUUAUUUAUUCUCUUUUUCUAUUUAUAUGUGUGGUCUAGGACCCUCAGUGAACAGAUGGCAGAGGGCAUCUCUCCCAGGUGACCCUUAUUUUCUGUCCCAGGAGGGGUUUCCAUACCUCCCUCAGGUCCCCACUCAGACCAGCACCAAUGUCUGCCUCUGAGGACCUUGGUGACUCAUAGGAAACUGGGCCAAUGCCCGGGAUGGGGGGCAGGCUCUCCCCACCUCCUGCCUCCCCUAUGCUCCUCAUCCCUCCCUCCUCUCCCCCUUUCUUACUGUUUUGUACUUGAUGCCUUCUCCAUGAGCAGUGGCUCAGUUGGUAGGGGGGAACCAGGGGCAUUGUGGGAAGUCUUCCCCAAAGAGAUGGCUUUGGGGACUUUAUUUAAAAACUGGAUGAUGAUGGAGCAAGAGCAAGGCUGCACCUCUGUACAUUGGGGGAUAAUGAUGUCCAUUGCUGUGUGAUGGCUUGGAAUUUAAUUUAUUAAAUUAAAGUUAAAUUGGAAUUUAUAAACUG